AUGGCUGAAAUAUUUGGCACCGAUGUUUCAAGUGAGACUCCCGACGAUGAAGAACUGCGCAAAAACUCGACCCCCGAAGAAAAAGUGGGCUGGAGAAGACGACUUCCGAAACCGUUUGCAGGGAUCGUGAAAGAUGUCAGAGAUCGACUUCCGUAUUACUGGUCAGACUGGAAAGAUGCAUGGGACUAUCGAGUCAUUCCGUCUCUUUUGGAGACGUUUUUCAAUAAUCUUCUGCCAGCAAUCGCAUUCGCGCAAGAUAUGUUCGACCGAACUGACCACGCCUAUGGAGUGAACGAAGUUCUUCUGUCCAGUGCUAUGGGCGGUAUUGUGUUCGGAGUGCUUGCUGGGCAACCACUCUGCAUCGUUGGCGUGACGGGUCCGAUCUGCAUUUUCAGCUACACGGUUUACGAGAUCAUCAAACCCUUGAACACAGAUUUCUUCGGAUUCAUGUUUUGGAUUUAUAUAUGGAGCAUGAUCUUCCAUUUCUUGCUAGCAGCGUUCAACGUUGUGUGCCUGCUGCAGUACGUGAGCACUUACCCGUGCGACAUAUUCGGCCUGUUCAUCAAUGUCGUGUACGUCGAAAAGGGCAUUCAGAUCCUUAUAAGGCAAUUCGAAUUCAAAGGCAAAACUGACUUGAGUGCCGGCUAUGCCAGCAUAACAGUUGCUUUGGUCAUGACUAUCUUUGGUCUUGCAGCCAAGCUGUUCGUGUAUACGCCUUUUUUCAAUUAUCGGAUCCGCACUUUCGUUUCUGAUUACGCGACGGCCCUUUCAGUUGUGUUUUGGUCUGCCUUCACGUUUUUUGGUGGCUAUUUGAACGACGUUCACUUCCAGAGGCUCCCCAUCACCAAGGCGUUCCAUCCGACCUCUGUGAUGAGAGACAGGUCCACCUGGCUGGCGUACACUUCCAUAUCGGUGAAGGAUGUCUUCAUCGCUUUGCCCUUCGGAAUCAUUUUAACGAUAUUGUUCUAUUUCGACCAUAACGUUUCAUCCCUCAUGGCUCAAAGGUAUCAAUAUCGUCUUACCAAGCCUGCGACCUUCCAUUACGAUUUUUUGUUACUAGGAGCAACAACUGCGGUCAGUGGGGUUCUCGGUAUACCGCCUCCGAACGGUUUAAUUCCCCAGGCCCCAAUGCACACAGAGACCCUACUCGUUCGUGACGAAAAUGGUAAUGUAUUAAGAUGCGUCGAACAAAGAUUUACGAACACUUUCCAGGGCGUCAUGACGUUGUGUACCAUGGCACGUCCAUUUCUGAUCUGUCUGGGCCAAAUUCCACAGGCUGUUCUCGCGGGCCUUUUCUUCAUUAUGGGAAUACAAGGACUUGUACAUAACACCAUCAUUCACCGAAUAGUGUGGAUUUUUACCGACCCCAAGAAGAAAAGCGACACGAAUCCUUUAGGGAAAGUACGCAUAAAAAAACUAGCUCUUUUCGUGACGAUCAGUCUUGCUGGAUUCAUUCCCGAGUUCGCAAUUACGAAUACUAAAGGCACAAUCGGAUUCCCAUUGGUUUUGCUGAUUACUGUAGCCGUGUCCUUUUCAUUCCCAAAAUUCUUUACUGAAAAGGAAUUGGCCAUUCUCGAAAAAGAUGUUGCCGAGGAGUUUGUUAAGAAGAAUCUGAUUAUGAGCUCCCUGACUGAGUUUGAUUGA
This is a messenger RNA of Lachancea mirantina, 1644 nucleotides long. The record is from the annotation of a GenBank genome assembly. NCBI's taxonomy places the organism in Eukaryota, Fungi, Ascomycota, Saccharomycetes, Saccharomycetales, Saccharomycetaceae.